AUCUGGUUGUGACGCGCCCGGUUCGACCAGUGAUAGCCGGACAUCAUUAGGGGACCUACACUUCGUACAGUCUCAACUAUCGCUGCGAAAUCAUCAUUUCAGAAUCGAUCGCCCAGUGCGCUGCUCGAAUCGCCCCGACGCCAUGCCUGCAAUCGAGAGCCCGCUAGUCACAUCCUUCGAGCAAUCGUUGACGACGCCCAAACGUUUGGAGCGCCUACGUGAUCACUCUGUGAGUGUCGUAAGCUCCACCGACCACGACCAUGACGAGAAGACCUCGGUGCAAUGGCGACCGUCGAAUUUGGGGACGCUGAUGGAGGACCCGGUUCGACAACUGACCGUCAUGGGUAUCGUCGGGCUCUGCUACUUCUCGGUGUGCGGAGGACCCAUUGGGUCAGAGCCAAUUAUUUCUGCUGGUGGUCCUUUGAUUGGACUUAUCUUGCUGCUGGUGUUCCCGGUCAUCCUCGGCCUCCCAAUUGCGUACGUCACUGCUGAGCUGAGCACUGCAUAUCCAGAGGACGGUGGCUACACGGUUUGGGUCCUUCACGCUUUCGGACCAUUUUGGGGGUUCCAGUGUGGCUACUGGGCAUGGAUUUCAGGUGUGAUCGAUAACGCCCUCUAUCCUGGAUUGGCGGUAUCGACCUUUACCGAAGUGUACGGAGAUAUCGGUUCACCGACAGCUGAAUACUUCAUCAAAGCAGCCAUCGCUGUGGCUCUGACACUCCCGAAUUUACUGGGUAUUCGCAUUGUUGGCAAGGGAAUGGUGAUAUUGUCCAUUUUCGUUAUGAUCCCAUUCAUCGUACUCUUCGUGUGGGGUCUUGUUAGUGGACACGACUGGAGUGCGCUGGGUGAAAUGCGACGUUCCGACAUUGUCUACGAUUCGAAUGGUGACCUUGUGAGCAUGUCAGGCGGUUUGGAUAUUGACUGGUCAACCUUGAUCAACACUCUCUUCUGGAAUUUCAACGGUGCCGUUGGUAUGUCGGUUUUUGGUGGUGAAGUUAGGAACCCAGGUCAAACGUACCCCCGCGCGAUGCUGAUUUCGGUGCUAUUGAUCGCGCUCACGUAUCUGAUGCCGCUGUUCGGUGCAAUUGUGUUCAACUCACCGAAUUGGACGACAUGGGACGACGGAUCAUUCUCGAGCAUCGCAUCGGCAUUGGGAGGUACUUUCCUUUCGACGUGGAUCAUGUUGGCAUCGUUUGCAAGUAAUGCAGGCAUGUACAUCGCGGAGCUGUUCUGUGACUCGUUCCAGAUCAUGGGUAUGGCUCAGAAUGAGCUAGCACCAACGUUCCUGGGGGCACGCAACAAACGCUUCAACACGCCACACAACGCCGUCUUCGCGAGUCUCAUCGUCAUUUUGGUGCUCAUCGAGUUCGACUUCAACGACAUCGUCAACAUGACAAAUGCGCUCUCGGCCUUCUACCAGAUCCUGAUCUUUGCUGCAUUCAUCAAACUGCGCUACACGCACGCAGACCUUAAGCGUCCGUACAAAGUUCCUGGAAGCAUCCCUAUGCUUUUGCUUGGCCUCUUGAUCCCGACGGCCUUGUUGAUGUACAUCGCUGUGGACGUCUUCUUCACGCUGGCACCGGCGAUGAUCGUCCUGGGAGUCACACUGGCUGGUUUCCUGUAUGCGCGAUUGAAGAAGUUCACGCGAUCGCAGUUCGAGGAUCUGAGCUUGGACGGAUAACUAGAGAUUUCGACGUUAGAUGAUGAGGCAUUAAGCGCAUAGAAAAAUGUAAUUAAACGAAAAUGUAGCCUACUAGCCUGUU
Messenger RNA from Phytophthora nicotianae INRA-310, 1763 nucleotides. RefSeq lists its product as hypothetical. The record is from RefSeq and is a predicted model, not a curated record. Gene Ontology annotation, cellular component: membrane. The coding region runs from base 143 to 1681 and encodes 512 amino acids. Lineage: Eukaryota; Oomycota; Peronosporomycetes; Peronosporales; Peronosporaceae. The transcript has 8 exons. Gene Ontology annotation, molecular function: transmembrane transporter activity. Gene Ontology annotation, biological process: transmembrane transport.